ACCUCCCUCCCUCCUCCCCUCUCCCUCAAUUCCUCCCCACUCCUUCUCCCUCCCGUCACACACCUCGAUCCCUCCUUCCCCUCUCCCUGACCCGCAGCCCCUCCAGGCCGCCCCCUUUGGGCAGACGGAGCCCAGGACCCCCAGACUACCCUCGCUCGCCGAUGGUGAGCCGGAGAUGCCGGAGGCCUCGGGGCCCAGGACGCAGCUGCUGACCCAGCCUGAGCGGCCGGACAGCCCGUGGCCCCAGCGGGAGGGCUCGGAGGUGACCAGCGACACGGAGCCCCUCCGCUCCAGCCCCCGCCCCCAGGCCGAGACCCCGGACUGGCUGAGUCCCGAGGCCAGCAACGACUCCAGCUGGCUGCCCGACCGGGAGAGCCUGCUGACCCCCUCUGUCCUGGAGGAGCUGGCCGCGCUGCGGGACGCCCAGCAGAGCCUGGAGCUGAGCCUGCUGGGCCUGGUUGAACGCCAGCGGCGGGAACUCGCCGCCCUGGAGGAGCUGCUGCAGGAGGAGAGCCAGCGGUCCCGUCAGCUGCAGGUUCAGCUGCACGAUCUGAUGGACCUGCACCAGAACGAGCUCAACAACCUCAAGGACAACCUGGCCAACCUGGAGGAGAAGAUCGCUUACCAGUCCUACGAGAGCAGCAGAGACAUCUGGGAGGUGUUGGAGGCUUUCCAGAGCAAGCUGCUGAGGCUGGAGCAGCUGCAGCAGGUGUCCCAGGCUGAGCAGCCGGGCGGCCACGAGCUCCUCGGCAAGUCCAUGAACCUGCUGCUGCUGAUGGCCGCCGUGGCCCUGACGCUCAUGUCCACGCUCUCGGCUCUGGUCUUGCCCUUCGUUCGCACGCGGACCCGCACCCUCACCACCUGUGCCCUGUGCCUGCUGCUCCUCUGGCUCUGGGGCAACUGGGACUCUUUCCGGGUCCAGCCCGCCAGCCCCAAGUCCCUCCAGGGCUGAGCUCAACGUCCUCUACUGCCCGUCUUGGGACACUAAGCCAGCACUUUCAGCCAGAUCGGACAUCUCAAGUUUUAAAAGGAUGCAUCUGACCCACCCAGGGGCACCGAGUGAUGCAAAGACCGGAAAACAGCACAGCCUGCCAUAAGGCACAGGAGCAGAAUUAGGCCACUCGGCCCAUCGAGUCUUCUGUCAUUCCAUCAUGGCUGAUUUAUCCCUCUCAACCCCGUUCUUCUGCCUUCUCCCCAUAACCUUUGGCAUCCUCACUAAUCAAGGACCCAUCAACCUCCAUUUUAAAUUCACCCAGUGACUUGGCCUCCACAGCUGUCUGUGGGAACGAAUUCCUCAGAUUCCCCACCCUCUGGCUAAAGAAAUUCCUCCUCAUCUCUGUUCUAAAGGGGUGACCUUCUAUUCUGAGACUGUACCCUCUGGUCCUAGACUUCCCCCCUACAGGAAACACCCUCUCCACGUCAACGCUCCGCUCCCACGAACUGUUUGUAAUCUGGACGCUUCACAAAGUGGGCAGCUUAUCCCCACGAAACAAGAUGCCAGGUGACCGAAGGUGCCCGCAGCCAGCAAACUCCCGAGAGCUGGUUGGUGGGCACGGUGACCGUAAGCUGGAGAUGAACUGUGUAAAUACCAUUCUGUGUGAAACCUUGUUAACAGAACGUUUGGACAAGGUUCAAUGUCUUGUUCCCCCCAGAGCAGGAGUGAGUCCAUGA
Mobula hypostoma (lesser devil ray) is the source of this 1671-nucleotide messenger RNA. RefSeq names its product transmembrane and coiled-coil domains protein 1-like. The record is from RefSeq and is a predicted model, not a curated record. Bases 176 to 952 code for a protein of 258 amino acids. The transcript has 3 exons. Lineage: Eukaryota; Metazoa; Chordata; Chondrichthyes; Myliobatiformes; Myliobatidae. Gene Ontology annotation, cellular component: endomembrane system.